GGUCUGGGUCGCAACCAGGGCCAGGUCGCAGAGAGUUCGGAGGCAGAACCCUCGCUGCCAGCGUCCCCCACUACGCGAAGUGACUCCCUCGGAGGGAGAGCACUCCAGCCCGCGCCUCCGCGUCCCAGCAGGGCUCUAGCUCUCCCCAUCCCAGGAGGCUCCCUGCCAAGAUGGCAUCAGCUGGAGACCCCCCGACAGGCCAGCGGGAUGCAGCGGACCAGAACUUCGACUACAUGUUCAAGCUGCUGCUCAUUGGCAACAGCAGCGUGGGCAAGACGUCCUUCCUGUUCCGAUAUGCCGAUGACUCCUUCACGCCCGCCUUUGUCAGCACUGUGGGCAUUGACUUCAAGGUCAAGACAGUCUACCGCCACGACAAGAGGAUCAAGCUGCAGAUCUGGGACACGGCGGGCCAGGAGCGCUACCGUACCAUCACCACAGCCUACUACCGCGGAGCCAUGGGCUUCCUGCUCAUGUAUGACGUUGCCAACCAGGAGUCCUUUGCUGCCGUGCAGGACUGGGCCACGCAGAUCAAGACCUACUCCUGGGACAAUGCUCAGGUCAUCCUCGUGGGGAACAAGUGUGACCUGGAGGAUGAGCGUGUUGUGCCCACCGAGGAAGGCCGGAGGCUCGCCGACGACCUUGGUUUUGAGUUCUUCGAGGCCAGCGCCAAGGAGAACAUCAACGUGAAGCAGGUCUUCGAGCGCCUGGUGGACGUCAUCUGCGAGAAGAUGAAUGAAUCCCUGGAACCCAGCUCUAGCCCUGGCAGCAAUGGGAAAGGGCCGGCCUUGGGGGACACCCCAGGCCCACAGCCCAGCAGCUGUCCCUGCUAGAGAUGACUCUCCCACCCCACCCCCUCCUGCCUCGGCAGAGACUGUAACUGAGGCAUGAGCCAUAAGGGCUGUCUCCAAGCUCAGGGCGCCCCCCACUUCCCGUCGGCCGCCCCCACUCCCGCAUGGCGCGUUCUCUGGCCAUGGCCUCCAGCCUGCCCAAGCAGCCCCUGUCGCAGGCUCCAGACCCUGCUGCGGGCAGGGUCUGGGGGAGGUCCGUGCACAAGCUUGCUGCUUCCCGGCGUUGUCAUGGUGAUAGUGAGCACGCACACGGCGCGUCCCAAUUUGCCUGGUGAAAGGGCAACCGCCAUGCCUUCUGGGUUAGAACCACUUAUCCGCAUCCGUUUCUGAGUGGGGCAUUGUUUUUAGUUCGUGUGCUGGCCGGAGAUGGUUCUUCUCCCUCGUGCGGUGGGGGUGGGGAGUUGGUGGGAGGGAUCUCAGAAUUCAUCCCUGGAGAUGUGGAAGGCAGCUCCUUUCUCAGGAUCGCCCAGUCUGCCUGUGAACCAGGCUGGUGGUUUUGCAUCUCCCAGACCCCUCCCUUCUGACCUGCAGAUCUUCUGCCUGUGAAAGCAGUAUUAAAGCGGCUUUUCCCAGAGCGCCCCAUACCCCCACCCGCGGCUUCAGGGACCCCAGAAGUGCCUUCUGAGCUUCUCCAGAAUUUGCUCGACCCUGCCACUGUUACAGCUGACCCACUGCAUUCCCGAUCCAGAACAGAAUUCUGGAAACUGGGGGCUGCUCUGGGCCAGGCAGAGAAUCAUGCAUUCCUGCUGAGGACUUUUUACCAGGAGUUAAUUCAGAGUUAGAAGCUUAGGCUCUCCUGCCCUGACCUGCCUUCCACGGGCCCUGUUUGGCUGGUAAUGUUUUAAGCAAGGUCUUUCCACAUCCCAUAUCCUGCUCAAAAAGGAAAUUGAGCAAUAUUCCUGUAGGGUAGCCUGCGCUGGCUGGUGGCGCUCCAUGUGAGGACAUCGGCUCCUCCCAGUUGAAAAACCUUGAAGACUCAGGGCUGGCUUCCCGAACCAUGUAAUCUCUGGGGUCCAAUGAUGUUCUCUGCUAAUGGAGGAGCCACAGGAAAGAAUGUUUUGGGGUUUGGCUGGAGGGGCAGCAGGGAAGGCAGGGCUGGGUAACCACUGUUGCUACUUGCAUUUCCCGGAUGCUGCUUGGGAGUGGCAGGCUGAAGACAGAUGGGCAGAGGACCAGUCCCCCUGGUUGAUUGUGGCACUAACUAGUGGGGAGCCCACCAGGUUGGGGGUCCCCAGCUACCAGGGGCUCCUGCUGGGAGGUGAUCAUUUUGACACCUUCCUGGCCCCAUCCUCCGCUCAGUGGCCCUUCCUGCCCACCUGAGUCCAACCUUGGUGACACAGCACCUCUUUCUACCCUGGAACACUGAUACCCCAGAACUUGACAGCCACUGUGAGGGCAGCCAAGUGUAUGGUUUGUCCAGUCUCCCAGCCCUGCUGCCAAAAUGAUUUUCUGUAGCCUUGCGGAUCUCUGCUACUUCUACCAGGAAUGGGGAAGGUCUGGGUCAAGUUUAACGUAGUUCUUACCUUUAUAGAAGCUGGAGAUUGAAUUUGUUUCUAGAGGGCCCUGUUCACCCCAAACCAGGGACUGCCCUUAGAGCGUCAAAAGUGGGGAUAUUUUUUGUACACCAACAAACUAGACUGCGAUGAAAAGGACAAGUUCUUGGAAAUACACCACAUGAGACUUAUCGGAAGGUUUGGGGCAGGGGAGUCUAAAAUGUUAGUUGCUUUAACAUAAAAGAGAAAGCAGCUAGAAAAAGGCUUCUUAAGACACACCAUGGCCUGUCAAGAUUCCCUUUGCCUGUCCAUUUUCCUUAAACUGCUGCCAAAAAAAAAUGUUUGGCCAGAGUGUCACUAUCAAGGGGACCAGCUGACUUGUGUGAUAGCCUGUGUAAUAAAAGACAGCUUUGGCUGCAUCUUGUACCUGACCUGGCCUAAGAUUUCUGUUUACACAAGACUUUUCAGCAAUUCAACUUUAAGUCACAUUGGAGACAGCUGCCACUCUUGAGGGUUCUCUCAAGCCUGGGAAUGAUGUAGGAGAAUUUUUCUUAUUUGGUCUAAAAAUGGUGUUACGUUUUUAUCUUAUGUUUUUUGGGGAAGUUUAACUCCUGACAGUGUCUGGAAAACUGAAACUGAUGUCCUCAAAGAUCACUGGAAGGGAAUGGAGGUUUGUUGAGUUUACAAACAAAAAUUAAGCCAAAGGCUGUAGGAAGACAGCUACCUAGUGCCAGGGAGGCUAGGAUCUGGGGAGGUGACUUGAGGCUGUAUCCUGCAUCCCCACUGUGCCUUCUUAUUAUUUGCUUUCAACUUGUCUUUCCAGUAUCAGCAGGAAAUUGCCAUGAUCGCCUUUUGGGAUUUGGGGUUAUGUUUGUUUUGCUUUUCUUUGGCUUCUCUGGGGAUCAUUUUCUUGUGUGUUUCUCUCCCAACUCCAUUGAAAACAAAACAAGGGGUGAAAUUUGAUUUCAGUGUUGAAGUGCUAAUUCCAAUAAGUUACUUCUCCUCCAUGAUCCCAGAACACAUCAGGAGAGAGCUCUAGGCCUUUAUCUUCUGGGUGUGGUUCUCCUUGUGUAAGCUGUUCUUGGAUGUUCAGUCAUAAAGAUGUGCAGUUU
Molecule: messenger RNA, 3453 nt
Organism: Budorcas taxicolor (takin)
Lineage: Eukaryota; Metazoa; Chordata; Mammalia; Artiodactyla; Bovidae
Gene: RAB3D
Product: RAB3D, member RAS oncogene family
Exons: 5
Coding region: 171-830 (219 amino acids)
Biological process (GO): protein localization to plasma membrane; regulation of exocytosis; protein secretion
Cellular component (GO): synaptic vesicle; plasma membrane; endosome
Molecular function (GO): GTPase activity; GTP binding
Source: RefSeq, a predicted model, not a curated record